This is a messenger RNA of Juglans microcarpa x Juglans regia, 2609 nucleotides long. RefSeq names its product casein kinase 1-like protein HD16. The transcript has 17 exons. The record is from RefSeq and is a predicted model, not a curated record. Gene Ontology annotation, cellular component: cytoplasm; nucleus. Gene Ontology annotation, biological process: peptidyl-serine phosphorylation; signal transduction; endocytosis. NCBI's taxonomy places the organism in Eukaryota, Viridiplantae, Streptophyta, Magnoliopsida, Fagales, Juglandaceae. Bases 352 to 2472 code for a protein of 706 amino acids. Gene Ontology annotation, molecular function: ATP binding; protein serine/threonine kinase activity.
GAGAGAGAGAGAGAGAGGGGGAGGACAGGAGAGAAAGGAAAAUAAGAGAAAAGACAACAAACACACACACACACAAACCCAACCCAAAGGCCACCGCCAUCAUCAUCACCAUUUUAACAUCACCACUUUCGUUUUACUUGCAUACACAUUUCCUUUCUCUCUAUUAUCGCAUAACACCACUAUCUACCGAAACCUCCACCUUAUAUUUUUCUCGUCUCAACAAAAGUUCCAGCUUCUGCUAAAUAUGUGCGUGCGUUUUCACUGACAAACAAAAAGAAGAUCCCAACGCGAUCGAUCGGCUUCUGUUGACUCGUGUCCGGUGAAUCGACUGGAAGUGAUUUGCAUGGGGUGAUGAUGCCAGAGUUAAGAAGCGGAGCCCGAAGAUCAAAGCGUGUUGAUGAUCUUUACCCUACCCCACAACCAAUCGAUCAAGGAGACAAUUGGUUACAGCCUGCUCAAAACAGAACCAGAAGGAGAGUUGGUGGUGGAAGAGGGAGAGGUGGUGGUAAUGCCACAGCUCUAGCAAAAGGGCCUUCACAGGCAGUACCAACCAGGCCAACUGCAGCAGGUAGAGGCCGCGGCAUUAGAUUGAUAGAUUUAGAUCCCGAACCCUGUGAGGUUCUUCCUGAAGCUGUUGCAGGAGCCGCAGAACCCCUCUAUAAUCAAGUGGAGGUAGUGGCAGAUAUAGGUAUUGGAAUGGAGGGUGGGAGCGCUGACAAAGUAAAUGGGGUUGAAGAGGAAGCAAGCGCAACUCCUGUUCCUGAGAGGGUAAAAGUAGGUAAUUCCCCUGUAUAUAAGAUAGAAAAGAAGCUGGGUAAGGGUGGCUUUGGCCAAGUCUAUGUUGGUCGAAGGGUAAGUGGUGGAACUGAUGCUGAUGCAAUUGAGGUCGCAUUGAAGUUUGAGCACCGAAAUAGUAAAGGUUGCAAUUAUGGCCCUCCUUAUGAAUGGCAGGUGUAUAAUACUCUAAAUGGAUGUUAUGGAAUUCCUUGGGUCCAUUACAAGGGUCGCCAAGGAGAGUUUUACAUUCUGGUCAUGGACAUACUUGGGCCUAGUCUCUGGGAUGUUUGGAAUUCUCUUGGCCAAUCGAUGUCACCAAAUAUGGUUGCUUGCAUCGCUGUGGAGGCAAUAUCUAUUCUUGAGAAGCUUCACUUGAAGGGGUUUGUGCAUGGAGAUGUGAAGCCAGAGAACUUCUUACUUGGUCAACCUGGAACGCAUGAUGAGAAGAAGCUGUUUCUUAUAGAUCUUGGUUUGGCAUCCAGAUGGAAAGAUGCAUCAUCUGGUCAACACGUUGAAUAUGAUCAGAGGCCUGACAUAUUCAGGGGAACUAUAAGGUAUGCAAGUGUACAUGCCCAUUUAGGUCGGACGGGAAGUCGAAGGGAUGAUCUUGAGUCGUUAGCUUACACGUUGAUAUUUCUCAUAAAGGGAAGGUUACCUUGGCAGGGAUACCAGGGAGAUAACAAGAGUUUUCUUGUUUGUAAGAAAAAGAUGUCGACUUCUCCAGAGUUAAUGUGUUGCUUUUGUCCAGCCCCUUUCAAGCAGUUCCUUGAAGCUGUUACUGAAAUGAAAUUUGAUGAGGAGCCAAAUUAUAUGAAGCUGAUAUCUUUUUUUGAAAGCCUGAUUGAACCCUGCACACAAUUAAGACCAAUUAGAAUUGAUGGAGCUCUUAAGGUUGGGCAAAAGCGGGGGAGAUUGCUUAUAAAUUUGGAAGAAGAUGAGCAACCAAAGAAAAAAUUGCGAUUAGGUAGUCCUGCUACCCAAUGGAUUUCAGUGUAUAAUGCACGUCGUCCCAUGAAGCAAAGAUAUCACUACAAUGUAGCAGAUUCCAGGCUGCGUCAGCAUAUAGACAAGGGUAAUGAAGAUGGAUUGCAUAUCAGCUGUGUGGCUUCCGCAGCAAAUCUCUGGGCCCUAAUAAUGGAUGCUGGAACGGGUUUCACUGCCCAGGUUUAUGAAUUGUCAGCAGUAUUCCUGCAUAAGGACUGGAUUAUGGAACAAUGGGAAAAGAAUUUCUAUAUCAGCUCAAUUGCUGGUGCAGCUAAUGGGAGUUCCUUGGUUGUUAUGUCCAAAGGAACUCCUUACACUCAGCAAUCUUACAAAGUGAGUGAAUCUUUUCCGUUCAAGUGGAUAAAUAAGAAGUGGAAAGAAGGUUUCCAUGUUACAUCCAUGACGACUGCUGGCUGCCGUUGGGGUGUUGUAAUGUCCCGGAAUGCUGGAUUCUCAGAUCAAGUUGUGGAGCUUGAUUUUUUGUAUCCAAGUGAAGGAAUUCAUCGGCGAUGGGAAAGUGGUUACAGGAUAACGUCUAUGGCUGCGACUGCUGAUCAAGCAGCCUUUAUCCUGAGCAUACCAAAACGUAAAUUGAUAGAUGAAACUCAAGAAACUCUGCGUACCUCUGCCUUCCCAAGUGCCCAUGUAAAGGAAAAGUGGUCGAAAAAUCUAUACAUUGCUUCGAUAUGUUAUGGAAGGACUGUUUGCUGAUCCGUGGAGUGUAUAUUGUGGGGAAAUCACCCCACCCUCCCAAGCAGAUGUGAGUCAAAGCUUUGCAGGCUUGAUUUUGGGAUUGGGUGGGGUUACAGGUUACAUAAAAUCGAGGCUUCUCAGCGAUGAAUGUGAAA